AUGGGCAAGUUCUAUGAAUCCAUUCCAGACGAUCUGCGCGACUGGGCCCUACACCAAAGGAUUUUCUUCGUGGCUUCAGCUCCUCUCCGUGGCCGACAUGUUAAUAUUUCUCCAAAGGGGUUACCAGAUUCUUGCCUCGCGAUUCUCGGUUCAAACCAGGUAGCGUACAUCGAUUCAACUGGGUCUGGCUGCGAAACUAUCUCCCAUGUGCGUGAGAAUGGUCGCAUUACCAUGAUGUUCAUCUCGUUUGAUUCGUCUCCUCGUAUCUUGCGGCUGUUCUGUACUGGUUCUGUUAUCGAGUGGGAUCAGCCCGAGUAUCAUAAAUAUUCACAGCGCAUGGGAAAACCUCAGGUUGUGGGGGCGCGUGCUAUUAUUAUACUUCACAUUUUCAAGGUCCAAACCUCCUGCGGCUAUGGUGUCCCGCUGAUAGCCUUAACAAUCGAUCCCGAAACCAAUGAAUCCAAAGGCUAUCUCAAAGACCGCCAAACACUAGGCCAGUUUGCCGCCAAAAAGGUUGCUGCCGGCCAGAUGCAAACAUACCAGCAAGAAUGGAACACCCGCAGCCUAGACGGACUCCCAGGUCUCCGAUCUGCGCUUAAAGAUAGCGGCCAGUAUACUUGGCGGGUGGAGUUAGAGAAUUGGUUGAGUCGGCACCGGAACGAGGUUGAGACAAUGAAGUCGUUGGUUUUGGUCUUGUUCGUGGGCUUAAUGGUACUGAGGUGGGAUGAGUAUACCUUAUGGUUAUAG
Penicillium canescens is the source of this 747-nucleotide messenger RNA. RefSeq lists its product as uncharacterized. Bases 1 to 747 code for a protein of 248 amino acids. The transcript is spliced from 2 exons. NCBI's taxonomy places the organism in Eukaryota, Fungi, Ascomycota, Eurotiomycetes, Eurotiales, Aspergillaceae. The record is from RefSeq and is a predicted model, not a curated record.